CUACAACUGACUUUUCCGGUACGAUCUCCGAUAUGGUUUCAUGGAUCAGUGUGUUUAUAUGGGUUUGGGUAACUCAGUCGGUUGGAAUUUUUAUGCUAUUAUAUUAUUAUUAUUAUUAUUAUUGAUUCAAAAAAUAUUUAUUUUAUAUUUGGAUUGGAAGUGCUACACUUGUCGAGCCCAAAAUAUCGGUGGCGGUGGGUCAGCAUCUUAGUUUUGUUUCUUUCUCGUCCUAACGAGUCGUGCAAGCAACCGCCCAGAUGAAAAACGCGAGCUUGAAAUAGAAGUUCAAGCUGUUCCCACCCGAUCCAGAAUUCGUUUGAUCGGUGCGGGGAAGCUUCUCGUUCAUGAAUUUGGUUGGUAAAGUUUCUAGCCUAACCUCACCUCAUAAACCUUUUGAGCUGAAUUCCAGUUGUUUUGUUUGAGUUUGUUGCCUCUGAAAUUUUCUUUCUGGGUCUACUCUGGUUUGAGCUUCUUGCUGUUGACUUGGGGCAUCUGGAGAACCUCAGAAGCUGGUAAUUGCUUUAGAUAUACGUCAGUAUGUGUAUUUUGUGCAUACAAGGCCGGUUUAAUUUGGUGUCUGAUGUAGAACGAGUGGUAAUUGCAUCUUUUUCCUAUGAGAACUAUCUCUCUCCCCCCUUAUUCUUCUCCUUUAGCCUGCUUGGAUACUCUUGUUGAUCUGGGUCAACUAGUUCCAUGUAUUGUUCGCUUCUCACUUGAUUUUGCUGAUCACUGCAGGCAUAAAAUCUUUCUGAGCAUGGAAGUUGUUCUCUAUAGCACUACCCCUCGGUGUCAUUCGGUAAACUUGAGGUGGCAACUGGUUCAUGGAUUCUCAAAUUCAUGCCAAUCAGAGAUUCAUCCUUGUAGAAAGCCUAGAAUUUCACUUCCUAAGCUGCAUCAACGAAGUGUGUUUUCGACAUCUUCUAAUCAGUUUGUAGGACCCCAAGGUUAUCACAGUGAAAAGGCUAGGUCACUCACUACUCUUGGCGGGUCAAACAAGGCUAAUUCAGAACUUCUGAGUGGAAGAACCAGUAGUUAUGUGGCUGGAGAGGAUGAACUGGGUAGCAUUUCAGCAAGUCAAGAAUCAGUGGGUAAAGUCUUGAUCCCGGGUUUGCCAGAUGAACCUAAUGGUGCUUCAAUUAGUAGUUGCAUUUGGGAAUGGAAACCUAAACUGAAUGUGCAUUACGAGAGAGCUGGGUCUGAGAACCUGGAAUCGCCCCAAGUGCUCUUUCUUCCCGGUUUUGGUGUGGGUUCCUUCCAUUAUGAGAAGCAAUUGAAGGAUUUGGGUCGCCAGUACAGGGUCUGGGCUCUUGAUUUCCUGGGGCAGGGAUUGUCACUGCCUGUAGAGAAUCCCACGUCACUCUUGGGGGAAGAUGACUCUUCUGAAACGAAGGAUUCCAUGUGGGGAUUCGGAGAUGAAGCUGAACCCUGGGCCAGUGAGCUUGUUUAUUCUAUAGAUCUGUGGCGGGAUCAGGUUCGCUAUUUCGUGGAAGAGGUAAUUGGUGAACCUGUUUAUGUUGUGGGAAACUCGUUAGGAGGAUAUGUUGCCCUAUACUUUUCUGCAACACACCCUGAGUUGGUGAAGGGUGUGACAUUGCUUAAUGCUACUCCUUUUUGGGGAUUCUUACCAAAUCCUAUUGCUUCUCCACGAUUAGCAAGGGUGAUUCCAUGGUCUGGCACGUUUCCUCUGCCUGCAAGGGUGAAAAGGAUUAUGGAGUUCUUAUGGCAGAAAAUAAGCGAUCCAAGAAGUAUUGCGGAGAUACUUAAACAAGUUUAUGCUGAUCAUUCAACUGAUGUUGACAAUGUAUUUUCACAUAUCGUUAAGGUUACUGAACAUCCUGCAGCUGCUGCGGCAUUUACCUCGAUUAUGUUUGCUCCUCGGGGAGAAUUAUCCUUCAUGGAGGCACUAUAUAGAAGCAGAAUGAGUAAUGUGCCCAUCUGUCUAGUGUAUGGAAGAGAAGAUCCUUGGGUGAAGCCUAUCUGGGGCCUUCUUGUGAAACGGCAGGUUCCUGAAGCUCCAUACUAUGAGAUUACCCCAGCCGGCCACUGCCCACACGACGAAGUUCCUGAGGUUGUGAACUACUUACUACGGGGAUGGAUAAAGAACCUGGAAUCAAGUGGAUCAUUUGCUUUGCCUCUGCUUGAUGACGGACAAACUGUCCAGACCAACACUGCCAAACGAUUGGAGUUUGCGAGAAAAGGAUCAAAAAAAUCGGUAACGGUGCAGUUUGUCGGCUCUGGGCUCACCUUCUGGGAACAAAUGAAGUUUCAUAUAACAUCUCGACUUGGGAAGUUGAAACUAAUAUAAUGAGAGAAACCAGUUGUAUUAAUAUAAUUAUGUCGAUUAUAGAAUCAUGUACGAAAAGAAAAAUGUAUAGAUUGUAGACCCCCCGUUGCGACAUUGACUCUAUCAGACUAUAGGAGUUAAACAUUAGGUAAUGUAUAUUUCAAAUCUUUUUCAGAUUUUUUUAUAUUAUCCAAACAUAUUAAAAUAUUAAGAAUUAGCCAAUAUUAACAGAUCCAAAUGAAUCGAUAAUUCAUUUCAUUGAUUUUUUAUAUUAUCCAAACAUAUUAAAAUACUAAGAAUUAGCCAAUAUUAACAGAUCCAAAUGAAUCGAUAAUUCAUUUCAUUGUAAAAUGAAUUAUAAUGUAGAAU
This is a messenger RNA of Linum trigynum, 2653 nucleotides long. NCBI's taxonomy places the organism in Eukaryota, Viridiplantae, Streptophyta, Magnoliopsida, Malpighiales, Linaceae. The record is from the annotation of a GenBank genome assembly.